UUUGAUCCGGAGUUGCGUUGCGAUGCGAGCGGUAGCGGGAGGCCGCGGCUUCCUCCUCCACCCGCGCCCGCCAUGGCGAGCUCACGCGUCCUCUCCUCCUCCUCCUGCCGCCACCGCCACCGCGCUCGCGAGGAGGCUCCACCGCAGGCGGCUCCGUGAAGGCAUUUUGUCGACUCUGGAACAAGGUGUUUCUACAGUACAUUUGUGCCGUUGGGUUCACUCUGCAACACGUGGUGUUACAUUAGAUGACAGAUCACAGCCAGAAUCCGUGAAUGGAGCAACGUCCGACCUUGUUCAAAAGCAAGAGAAGGUAGGUGCAUUUCAGAGAAUACCAAUGGUGAUGCCAGCAACUGACAUACUUAUGUCAGCACAAAGAAAAUCAAGAAAUAUACCACCUACAAAGGGUAUAGCAAAUAUUGCUAAACGUGAAAGGAACAAAGGUGCAAAACAACUUGAUGCUUUAAUGAAAGAAAUUUCCGUACCUCUGAGGACGUAUACAGAAAACUUCCCUAAGAGGAGGGAUUUGCAUCCCUAUGAGAGAUCUCUCAUUGAGUUGACUUUUGGGGAGGGAUAUUACGAAAAGGUUAUAGGACGAGUGGAUGCUCUCAGAAAAAAGAUUAAUUCUGUCGGGAAGCAACAUGCUUCUGUCUGUUCUAAGUCAUUAACGAAGCGUGAAGCAGAGGAGCGACUUAGCGAGGGACGGAAGAAACUUGAGGAAGCUUUCGAGCAUGGGAAGUGGGUAAUUGAUGAUUUAGUAAACAUUGCAAAGACUUUGCGUUCUAUGCCAGUUGUUGAUCCACAUAUACCUACACUUUGUCUUGUUGGAUCACCUAACGUGGGGAAAUCAUCAUUAGUUCGCAUUUUAUCAUCUGGGAAACCUGAGGUCUGCAGCUACCCUUUCACAACAAGAGGUAUUCUAAUGGGACAUAUUGUAUCCAAUCAUGAACGUUUUCAGGUUACUGAUACCCCAGGGCUUCUUACAAGAGAUGAUGAUGAGAGGAAUAACAUCGAGAGAUUGACCCUCGCUGUCCUUUCUCAUCUACCGAUUGCUGUCCUGUAUGUUCAUGAUUUAUCUGAAGACUGUGGGACCUCAGUGGCUGAUCAGUACAUCACAUACAAGCAUAUAAAGGAAAGAUUCGGCGACCGCUUAUGGCUUGAUGUUAUAUCCAAAUCUGAUCUUUUGGGCAAUAACAUGUCAUCGGAAUCUGACGAUUCUGAUGAUGAGAUAGGGAGGUACAGACGAUUCGGGCCAGAAGGUGCCAUCCGAGUAUCUGUGCAGGGCCAAGUUGGAGUAAAAGAGCUAAAAGAAAAGGUGCAUCAGCUACUUACUUCUCAGAUGGCUCGGAUCAAAGUUGACACGAUUAACAAUGAAAUCCAGAGAACUGAUGAUAAUGUUCCUCAAUAAACUUAGACAAUGGAAAGAUUUUGUGCAUGGUUAAGCAUCUCCAAGCGAAUGUCAGUACUCAAUUCCUUGAA
Molecule: messenger RNA, 1476 nt
Organism: Oryza brachyantha (malo sina)
Lineage: Eukaryota; Viridiplantae; Streptophyta; Magnoliopsida; Poales; Poaceae
Product: nucleolar GTP-binding protein 1
Exons: 14
Coding region: 23-1405 (460 amino acids)
Biological process (GO): ribosomal large subunit biogenesis
Cellular component (GO): nucleolus
Molecular function (GO): GTPase activity; GTP binding; RNA binding
Source: RefSeq, a predicted model, not a curated record